Messenger RNA from Tachysurus vachellii, 2950 nucleotides. RefSeq lists its product as uncharacterized. The transcript has 4 exons. The record is from RefSeq and is a predicted model, not a curated record. Gene Ontology annotation, molecular function: MAP kinase tyrosine/serine/threonine phosphatase activity; protein tyrosine/threonine phosphatase activity. Lineage: Eukaryota; Metazoa; Chordata; Actinopteri; Siluriformes; Bagridae. Gene Ontology annotation, cellular component: cytosol; cytoplasm. Bases 254 to 2932 code for a protein of 892 amino acids. Gene Ontology annotation, biological process: negative regulation of JUN kinase activity; protein dephosphorylation.
GCAUGCUUUUAUGCCGUGCAUAAGCAGCCUAUCCUACAUGUGCGAACUGUAAAUAAGAGAUCUGCAUAAACAUAGCUACUGUGCGUUUUUUUGUGUUUGUUUUUAAAUCAGAAAUACACGCAGCUUUAGAUUUGGGCUAUGUGAGCUUGCAUGCAUCGGAGCAGAAUUCUCACAAGAGAAACACGAGAGCGUCAAUGACAGAUUAUGACAAUACAGCGGACGUAGGUGACCAGUAACCUCUGCCUAGCCCCAGAUGCCUCCCCUCCCUCUUGACGAGCGCAUAGUGGUAAUUCAGCGGCCUAAAAACUUAGGCUUGUGUGUGGCCUCUCCACCAGCCACGUCUCAGUCUUCCUCACGUCUUAACACCCGCAGCGAGCCCCCACCUCGCUUGCUACACUCCCAACUUCCUCCAUCCCAUCCCCAGCCAAUUGCUAACUCGUUGUCCUUGGAAUGCAGGCACAGGCACUUACCCCAUGGGCAAAGAGCCAAGGGCGAGAGAGGCGGCAGUACAGAGGACAGCAGCUGGAUCCCUAGUCACUGUCACAGCAAUGGGACUGUGACUCUGGGUCCCAGGCCUUACACGCACACUCAUACCAUUGACAUCAAAGUAUCAGUGGACAAAGGAGGGCCGCAUUCAGACAAAAGGUGCAGUAGCAGCUUGACUCGAGGUGAAAGCAGCAGAGACAGCAGAGGUCAGAGGGUGGCUUCACACUUAGCUCCAGGGCAAAGUGACAGGAAAUUCAGAGGAAAAUCUACAGAAACCGCUGAGAGGCACCAGAUCAAAGCGCAGUAUAAUAACCACUAUCAGAACAACCUCACAGUGUCACCUGGUGGGGUCUUAGAAUUUGUUCCAGCCCAAAGACAACAAUCUAAAUCUAGGUGGGCAAAAGAGGAAGAGUUGUUAUCAAAUCCACGUUUCACAACUGCCAACUACAGGGACGUGCCUUCUGUUGGUAACAAAGAAAACUCGAAACUGGGAACUGUCCAUCAGCCUCCCAAGCCCCACAGUCUAUCCCACCACCUUAUCUCUACCCCUUCAGCCCAUUCUUCUAUCCUAAACUCCCACUAUCAGGUGACCCCAAACUCUGUCCCCUACUGGUCCCCAUCUUCUUUCCCACACGUCAGUCAAACCCGCUCCUCACGUAUCAGAGAUACACACCCCCAGAUCCUCCACAGCUUGCCACUAUCUCCAACCUCGUCUUUUGAAGGCUUCCCUAGCCCAGAUCACACUUGCACUAUUGACUUUUCUCGUCCAUUCAACUGUGACUGUUGGAGGCUGGUGUGCUGUAGAGGAAGGAGAACUCAGUCAUCUGGCUGCAAAGGGGGUACUGGAAGCCCAUCAUCUUCAUUUUCCCAAGGGCAAAGACAAAGUUCAAAUAAAGUAGGUGACGGUGCCAUGGGUUUGAAGAAAUUAGGAGGGUGUCUGUCCACGGCUUCAACCACAAACACCUCUUCAUCCAACAGCACUGUCUCAGAGUGCCAGACAGGGUUUCCCUUGGGCUGUGCAUCCUGUUCAGGGGAAGGUGGUGGGUUUGAAAGUCCUGCUGCGUUUUGCAAAAAAUUGGUUGGUGGUUGCCUACCCUGUGCCCCGUUCUCCCCUUCUGCUCCCUUGCGUGCUUUACAAAGUUGUGUCAAUGGCUGCAACCCCAAAUCAAGUCAGGCUGGUAGCUCUACUUGUAGUUACUGCAGUAGUGAUCCUAUAGUAGUGACUUUUAACCCACACAGAGGGAAGCCUCCUGGCUUCUACCACAAUGCUGGGGUUCACACCAUGGGAAGGCACCAACAUGAUGAUGACGAUUACAGCGUUCGCACAAUUUGGCCUGAUGAACUUGCAAAAAAGAUGACUCACUCUAAAACGCAACCUAACCAUCAUAGUGUAGGAAUGAGGACAGGAACAGGAAACUCUUACAUGGGACAUGACCGGAGUACCAAUAAUGGAACCAGUCCAGUCAUUCUAGACUGUCGUAAUCUCCUAGAGUAUACCCGUUCUCAACUGACCGACCAUGCAGGGCGACGACGACUCCAGCAAGGCAGGAUGGCAGUCUUGGACUUUAUGGGGUCAGGAAACAAGAGAGACCCAGCUCAAGACUCUCUAAAAAGGCUCUUCAAUAAGGAAGGUGAUGUUGGAAUGGGAAAUGAUGAUGGGCUAGAUGAUAUGUUUCCAAGCUCUCCUUCCCAUCACUCUCUCACUCCUGAGUCUUCACCCUCCUUCUCCCCUCCACCAUCAGCCCCUGGCACCCUGAUCAAGCCCAAACCAAGAGGAAGAGAUUGGGAGGGUGGGCACUCCUUACCAUCUGCUCAGUCUCUCCAUUUGGUCCUUAACUCAUUCAAUAGAGAGCAAGAAGAGGAGAAAAGGAGAGUGCACCUCUCCCUUCCGCUCUCAUCCUCCCUUCCUGCAUCUCUGUCGGAUGAGAGUGUAAUGACUCCAGAUGUGGAGAACGCUGUGAUAAGCCCCAUUCUACCUUUCCUUUUCUUGGGCAAUGAAAGAGAUGCUCAGGACCUGGACCUGCUGCUACGACUGAACAUCAAUUAUGUGGUCAAUGUCACCACGCAUCUGCCCCUCUAUCACCUGGACACAGGUCUGGUACGCUACAAGCGUCUACCUGCUACUGACAACAGCAAACAGAAUCUCAGACAAUAUUUUGAGGAGGUCUUUGAGUUUAUAGAGGAGGCUCACCAGAAUGGCCGAGGUGUGUUGAUUCACUGCCAAGCAGGCGUGUCUCGUUCAGCCACUAUCGUCAUCGCUUACUUGAUGAAGCACACCCUCAUGACCAUGACCGACGCUUAUAAAUAUGUGCGGAGCCGCAGACCAGUGGUGUCUCCCAACCUCAAUUUCAUGGGCCAGCUGCUGGAAUUUGAGCGAGAUCUCAACUCUGGUGUUACACCUCGAAUCCUAACCCCUAAGCUGAGUGGCCUGGAAACACAAGUCUAAAAGAUCUAGAAUAAUAAU